This is a messenger RNA of Huiozyma naganishii CBS 8797, 1482 nucleotides long. RefSeq names its product phosphogluconate dehydrogenase (decarboxylating) GND2 (gene GND2). The record is from RefSeq and is a predicted model, not a curated record. The coding region runs from base 1 to 1482 and encodes 493 amino acids. Gene Ontology annotation, cellular component: cytosol. NCBI's taxonomy places the organism in Eukaryota, Fungi, Ascomycota, Saccharomycetes, Saccharomycetales, Saccharomycetaceae. Gene Ontology annotation, biological process: pentose-phosphate shunt, oxidative branch; pentose-phosphate shunt. Gene Ontology annotation, molecular function: phosphogluconate dehydrogenase (decarboxylating) activity; NADP binding. The transcript has a single exon.
AUGUCUGAACAAGCUGUUGCUGACUUAGGUCUAAUCGGUCUGGCCGUCAUGGGCCAGAACCUGAUCUUGAACGCCGCCGACCACGGGUUCACCGUCUGCGCGUACAACAGAACGCACACCGUCGUCGACGACUUCCUGAAUGGCCCAGCCAAGGGCAAGUCCAUCGUCGGCGCCCACUCCAUCGCGGAAUUGGUCGCCAAGUUGAAGAGACCCAGAAAGAUCAUGUUGCUGAUCAAGGCCGGGAAACCAGUCGACUACGUCAUCAACGACCUGGUGCCAUUCCUGGAAAAGGGCGACAUUAUCAUCGACGGUGGGAACUCGCACUACCCAGACUCCAACAGACGUUACGAGGAAUUGACCAAGAAGGGCAUUCUCUUCGUCGGGUCCGGUGUCUCCGGUGGUGAAGAAGGUGCCCGUUACGGGCCCUCUUUGAUGCCUGGUGGGUCCGAGGAGGCCUGGCCACACAUCAAGCCCAUCUUCCAGUCCAUCUCUGCCAAGGCCGACGGCGAACCAUGCUGUGACUGGGUCGGGCCUGCAGGGUCCGGGCACUACGUCAAGAUGGUCCACAACGGUAUCGAGUACGGUGACAUGCAGGUUAUCUGCGAGGCCUACGAUAUCAUGAAGCGUGUUGGCCACUUCACAGACAAGGAAAUCUCCGACGUUUUCGCCAAGUGGGACAAGGGCGUCCUGGACUCCUUCCUGGUCGAGAUCACCACCAACAUCUUGAAGAAGAACGACACGGACGGCAGGCCUAUCGUUGAGAAGAUCUUGGACUCCGCAGGCCAGAAGGGGACCGGUAAGUGGACCGCCAUCAACGCCUUGGACCUAGGUAUGCCAGUCACUUUGAUCGGGGAGGCCGUCUUCGCAAGAUGCCUGUCCGCCAUCAAGGACGAGAGAGUCUUGGCCUCCAAGACCUUGCCAGGCCCUGCCAUCCCAGAGGGCGUCGUCAAGGACAGACAACAGUUCAUCGACGACUUGGAACAGGCUCUGUACGCCUCCAAGAUCAUCUCCUACGCACAGGGGUUCAUGUUGAUCAGAGAAGCGGCCCGCACUUACGGCUGGAAGCUAAACAACCCAUCUAUCGCUUUGAUGUGGAGAGGUGGCUGUAUCAUCAGAUCCGUCUUCUUGGGUGAAAUCACAAAGGCCUACAGAGAAAACCCAGACUUGCAAAACUUGCUGUUGAACAAGUUCUUCUCUGACGCCGUUACAAAGGCCCAAUCCGGCUGGAGAAAGACCCUGGCCUUGGCCACCACGUACGGUAUCCCAACGCCAACUUUCUCCACCGCGUUGGCCUUCUACGACGGGUACAGAUCCGAAAGACUACCAGCUAACUUGCUACAAGCCCAGAGAGACUACUUCGGUGCCCACACUUUCAAAGUCCUACCAGAAGAGGCCUCCGAGUCUCUACCAUUGGGUAAGAACAUCCACGUCAACUGGACUGGCCACGGUGGGAACGUCUCCUCCACCUCUUACGACGCUUGA